Hypomesus transpacificus is the source of this 2514-nucleotide messenger RNA. Its product is annotated as alpha-(1,3)-fucosyltransferase 7-like. Bases 1268 to 2281 code for a protein of 337 amino acids. Gene Ontology annotation, cellular component: membrane. Gene Ontology annotation, molecular function: alpha-(1->3)-fucosyltransferase activity. The transcript is spliced from 5 exons. Lineage: Eukaryota; Metazoa; Chordata; Actinopteri; Osmeriformes; Osmeridae. The record is from RefSeq and is a predicted model, not a curated record.
AUUAUGAGAAGGGAAUUCGGAUGCUGGAUAAAAUAGGCUGUCGUCCAAACAAUCAAGUGGAUAGGCCCUGUUGGGAAAGAGGGGGUCGGAGUGGUUGCAGCUGGUGAGAUCAGAUCAUCUUUGAACUUUGUCUUAAGGGACUACAGUCAUGCAUCCGAAGUGAUAGGUUCUGCCAGAACCGAGAGAGAUAGAGGAUGUAGGAACGGGUUAAGCAUGUUGUGGAUGGAGAGUGAGAGUUGGGGUGAACUGAGGACAUCUUUGGUGGGGGUUUUUGAGGAGAGAAACGUUUUCAAUGCUUUAGGAGCCAGGAGUUACGUAGGCUGUUGGAAACCUUCUACAAUGUUCUAGAAGGUUAUGUCAUUAUAUCAGGCAGGGUGCUGCAUCUGCGUUGCUGAAUAAACCACCAAGCCACCUUGACUUUUGAAAGAUGUUCUGUCUCAGUCUAUUUUUGAGAAUCCUUCUGAAGAGAGACGUUUCUUUUCCACAACAGUUGUUGACCCCGACAGAUUGCUUUAACUACUUCAAGAAACUGGUCGCAAGGAACUCCGAGGAGGGAGCUGACUAUCGCAUGAACCGUCAGUUGGACAUUCCUCGGGGAGGAAUUGGGCCUUCCUCGGAAGUCAGAACCUCGGAGGGAUGAGAGAAGAGAGUCUUUUCAUAAAAAAGAAAUUUAGGAACUUCCAUUUGGCAGCACUGGAAGUAUUUUCUAUUUGAAGAUCACCACGCCCUGGGGAGGUCUGCAGGUGCCCACCUGAACCAUGCCAUUCCACGCCCGAACCAAGAAGAGUCCGUCCACCGUGCCAGCCAAAGCCAAUGCCAACUCCACUGCUGACCAGGUGCUCAAGGCCAAAAAUCCCCUGCUGAAGGAGUGAAUCUCCGUCCAGAGCCAGAAAUGGAGAAAGAGGACCCGUGACAUGGCCCUUUCCUGGCCUGAGGGUGGCACUUUCAACGCGAGUCUCUGCGAGUACCUGAAGGUCCUCAUCGAGAACCACCCUGGGAAAGGAGGAGCGGUGAGACGAUGGAGGAAAGUUUGCUAAAUGUACCACGAUGACCAAAGUAGGCUACUUUGUUCAACACCAUUCCUGGUUGUCAGCUUGUUACAACACCAUCAACUGCCACCCUGCCCUCCCAGAACUGCAAACAGAAAGACAGACAGAAACACUGAGUCCUUCUGAAGAUUCACACCCGGCAGAUGAGCAUCCCACUACCUGUGUGAUUCUGUGCCGGUAGACCUUCUCCAUAAGCCUGUUUGAGAUCUCCUGGGACCAUGCGGACCUCCAAGCUCUUGUCCUUCACCCUCCUCCUCGGCGUCUUCAUGCUGGUGGUCUACCAUAAGUUGCUGGGCGGACCUAGAGGAGGGCCCCCCCCGAGGAACGUCACUGUCCUGCUGUGGCACUGGCCCUUCGGCCGCUCCUACAGCCUCCGGGGGGACGUGUGCCGGGACUCUUACAACAUUCCUCGCUGCGUCCUCACCGACAAGACUUCCCUGUUCGCCUCCGCCGACGUGGUGGUCUUCCACCACCACGAGCUGCAGGCUGGACGCUCCGCCCUGCCCCUCGGACUCCCACGCCGGCCCUCGCAGCGCUGGGUCUGGCUCUCGCUGGAGCCGCCCGCCAACAACGGAGAUCUGAGCCCCUACAACGGUCUGUUCAACUGGACCAUGAGCUACCGCCGUGACGCUGAUAUAUUCAUGCCCUACGGCAAGACAGUCCGACUGAACAACACCGGCAGCUAUGUGAUCCCCAGGAAGAACUCCUGCCUGGCUAGCUGGGUGGUGAGUAACUACAAGUCUGACCAUGUUAGGUCCAGACUGUACCAGGACUUGAAGAAGUCAAUCCCUAUUGAGGUCUACGGCAGCUGGCAAAACAAACCCCUAGCAGGACAGGACCUGUUAGCCACCAUCGAACGCUGUCACUUCUACCUGGCGUUUGAGAACUCAAUAGCCACAGACUACAUCAGUGAGAAGCUGUGGAGGAAUGCCCUUCAGGCAGGGGCUGUCCCGGUGGUGCUGGGCCCCCCCAAAGCAGCCUAUGAGGCCCUGGCCCCCCCUGGCUCCUUCAUCCAUGUUGAUGACUUCAUCAGCACUGCAGAGCUGGCUAGCUACUUACAGCACCUGGCAUCAGACAGGAAGGCCUAUCAGGCUUUCUUCAAGUGGCAUCAAACCUACGGCAUUAAGACCUACACGGACUGGAGAGAAAGGCUGUGCAAUAUCUGCAUGAAAUACGACGAGCUGCCUGCCAUAAAGGUGUACCACGAUCUGGAGGGCUGGGCCAGGAGUUAACACCUGCUUUUGUAAUCUAAGUUCUUAUGCAUGUUAUGUGUGGUUUCAAUCAAAAAUGAAUUGUACAACCCUGUUGUUGUAAUUAGAGGACAUUUUAUGUUUGUUCUCAAGCGAAAUCAUUGUAGAGUGGAAAUAUCUUUGCAAAACUAUUUCAGCAACUUUAUCUAUUUGAAUCUAUUUACAUCUUCCUGUGUCUGAACACUUCGAGAGGUGGGACUGCCACACAGGAAAUA